Molecule: messenger RNA, 1083 nt
Organism: Strongyloides ratti
Lineage: Eukaryota; Metazoa; Nematoda; Chromadorea; Rhabditida; Strongyloididae
Product: G-protein alpha subunit, group 12 family and Guanine nucleotide binding protein (G-protein), alpha subunit family and G protein alpha subunit, helical insertion domain and P-loop containing nucleoside triphosphate hydrolase domain-containing protein
Exons: 6
Coding region: 1-1083 (360 amino acids)
Biological process (GO): adenylate cyclase-modulating G protein-coupled receptor signaling pathway; Rho protein signal transduction
Cellular component (GO): heterotrimeric G-protein complex; brush border membrane
Molecular function (GO): D5 dopamine receptor binding; GTPase activity; guanyl nucleotide binding
Source: RefSeq, a predicted model, not a curated record
AUGUCAUCUAUUAUUUGUUGUUUCGGACAACAAAGAGAAGAAAUAAAAAAUAAUGGAUCAGGUAAAGUAAUAUCUAAAGAAUCAAAAAAUAAUAAAAAAGUUAUAAAAGUUUUGUUAUUGGGAUCAGGUGAAUCAGGAAAAUCAACAUUUAUUAAACAAAUGGUCUUAAUACACGGAGCAGGAGAAUUUAGUGAAGAAGAAAUAAAAGAAUAUCAAAAACAAAUAUAUCAAAAUGUUGUUAUGGCAAUGCGUAUAUUAAUUAGUGCCAAGGAGAAACUAGAAAUUGAAUGGGGAAACAAUAUAAAUAAAAAAUAUGUUGAAUCUGUAAUAAGACUUGCAACAGAUAACAUUGAAAGAACAAUUAAAAUUAAUGAUUUCUUAGAAAUAUGUCCAAAGAUUAAAAAACUAUGGAAUGAUAGUGGUAUUAAAGAGACAUUUAAUAAAAGAAAUAGAUUUCAAUUAACAGAAAGUUGUAAAUAUUUCUUUGAUAAUUUAGAUAGAAUAGGAAGUAAAGAGUACCUUCCCACAAAUCAAGAUAUUUUGUAUUGUAGAAAAGCAUCAAGAGGAAUAACAGAACAUUAUUUUGAAAUAAAAAAAAUACCAUUUAUGUUUAUUGAUGUUGGUGGUCAGCGAUCACAAAGACAAAAAUGGUUUCAAUGUUUUCAAGAUAUUACAGCAAUGUUAUUUAUGGUGGCAUCAUCAGAAUAUGAUCAGGUAAUUUAUGAGGAUCGACGAACUAACAGACUUGUGGAAUCAAGAAGUAUAUUUGAAACAGUUGUUAACAAUAAAUGUUUAAAAAAUGCUGGAGUUAUAUUAUUUUUAAAUAAAACUGAUAUUUUAAAAGAGAAGUUACCUCAAAGUAAUAUAAAGAAUUAUUUUGCUGAUUUUAAAGGAGAUCCAUUAAAAUUAAAUGAUGUACAAUGUUUUAUAAUUGAAAAGUUUGAGAAAACACGUCAAGAUAAGUAUCGACCUUUUUUUUAUCAUUUUACAACAGCAAUUGAUACAGAAAAUAUUCGUCGUGUUUUUAAAGAUUGUCGAGAAACAAUUUUAGAAAUGAAUUUAAAAAUGCUUAAUAUGCAAUAA